GCACAUCCCGCCGGACUUUCCAAACACCAGGCCCACACUCUCAGCGCCUGUCGUUUUUCUGUCCCCCUACUAUUCUCGAGCAGCACAACGACCAGUCGAUGCCAAAAUGACCUGUCCACCUCGAGCACUCGUUUCAGAGCCAUUUGCCUGCCAAGUGGAAACCGUCGAGCGGGCCCUUAUCGAGGUCCAGAGCCAGCCGCUGUCAUACUACGGGCGGCGCGGCAACAACACAAACACAGCGGCCCGAAACCUGCCCCAAAUGGGGCUUUCCGCCGCCAGCCACAGCCUCAUGGGCCCGGCCAAUAUGGGGUCCCUCCUGAACCCGCAUGUUCCGGGCCAGCAGACCGCGGGCAAGCCCGGGCACGGCGCCGGUGCCGGCGCGUUCUUUGCGAACAGCAAGUACGGCUUUUACGCGCCCAACAACCAGCGGCCCCAGACACACCAAAACCCGCCGCCCGCCAUGGAUGUUUAUGGCAACACGUACCGCGGGGCCUCGGGGCCCUCGGGCCUUGCUCUUGGCGGCAGCCCGGCAGCCGCCGGGUUCCACGUGCCGUUGGGCGCCGGGGGCUUGACGCCCCACAUCCCGCAGGUGUUCAACGACGAGAAGGUAUUCGUGGGCGGCGCGGUCGGGAACCUCGGCGAUUCGCCCGCGUUGAUGGACGCGAAGAAACAGGACGCGUUGGCCACGUUCGACCCGUUCGGCAGCGAGUUCUCGGGCCAGGGCUCGCACGGGCUGCUUUUCCUGCCCAUGUUCAGUUCCCCCCGCCAGAUCUUGGGCUCCGCCUACAGCUCGACGUCGUCGAACAUCUGGGGCAACAGCGGCAAAAGCAUGACGGGCGACGCGGCCGUGUGGGGCUAGCCAGCGCGCUGGAACCGGGCCGGGUGUGUUUCCGUGCUGGUGUUUUUGCGGGGCCGUUCUGAGAGCCCAGAGGGCGGGCCAGGCGGAGGGCGGGCCAGGAGGAGAGCGAACCGAGGAGCGGGGAGCGCAGAAACAAACAGAAGGAAAGAAAAGCAAUGGAGUGAAGAAGGAGAAAGAACGAAGAGAAACU
Messenger RNA from Metschnikowia bicuspidata var. bicuspidata NRRL YB-4993, 1049 nucleotides. RefSeq lists its product as uncharacterized. The transcript has a single exon. The coding region runs from base 107 to 859 and encodes 250 amino acids. The record is from RefSeq and is a predicted model, not a curated record. Lineage: Eukaryota; Fungi; Ascomycota; Pichiomycetes; Serinales; Metschnikowiaceae.